AUGUCCCGGUCGCUGCAGCAGCUCGGCGAGGCGCUCUACCAGCGCAUCAGCGCUCUCGCCAAGCAGGGCGAGCUCGACCUUGCCGGCAAGGUGACGGGAAUGAUGCUCGACGCCUUCCCCGAGCCCGAGCUCAAGAGCCUGCUUGACGACAGCUCCGCGCUGCGAGAGCGGGUCGUCGCCGCGGUCGCGAUGCUGCCCCGCGAGUACCAGGACGCGCUGCUGCCCGACGAGGCUCCGAGCCCUGGCGGCCCGUCGCCCACCUCCGUCAUGGGCCGCCUCGAUGGCUUUUCAAAGGAGGGCAAGCUUCCCGAGCCGGCCGAGUCGGAUGCCGCCGAGCCACGCGCCGCCGCCGCCCUCGAGGAGGGCGGCGCCGUCGGGUGGGCGAGCGUGGAGGCGGCCGGCGGCAUGGCGGACUGCCGCUCCUUCCCGCCCGAGAGGCAGGCGGCGGCGCUGCUCCAGAUCAAGACGGAGGGCGCCGCCGCGAAGAAGGAGAGGGAAGCCAAGCGGCGCAGCAAGGCCGCGCUCUCGCCGCCAGCCACGCCGGCCGCCGUCGCCAAGGGCUUCGACACGCUCGCCGUCGGCGACUGGCCGGCGCUCGGGAGGCGAGGCGUAUAG
Messenger RNA from Emiliania huxleyi CCMP1516, 615 nucleotides. RefSeq lists its product as hypothetical. NCBI's taxonomy places the organism in Eukaryota, Haptophyta, Isochrysidales, Noelaerhabdaceae. The record is from RefSeq and is a predicted model, not a curated record. The transcript is spliced from 4 exons. Bases 1 to 615 code for a protein of 204 amino acids. Gene Ontology annotation, molecular function: RNA binding.